AUGACAGCCAUAACUCCGCUGAUAAAAUAUUUUACAGAGCUGAGGUUAAGAAUUGAAUGGAUUGAAUUGGACUUGAGAAUAAAUCUCACUUUUUGCCAGCCUUCUUCGUGGAAGCAGAUUUAUUCCCAAAGAAAAGCCGCCAGAUUUAAGUUGACCAGUAAUUCCCAACCAAAGCUGUCGAAUUGCCAUGAGAAUGAAAAUAUCUUUAGGCUAAAGAUGACUGCAAAAUACUUCAUGAUUUAUAUGUUGGGUAACCUUAUGGAAAAUAUCUAG
Messenger RNA from Clunio marinus, 273 nucleotides. Lineage: Eukaryota; Metazoa; Arthropoda; Insecta; Diptera; Chironomidae. The record is from the annotation of a GenBank genome assembly.